AUGGAGAGAUGCUCCAUCUCUCCUGUCGCACGACUGACUGCCCUCGUCUCCCUCCUCCUGAUUGCUCUGGUGACACAGCCCUCCACCUGUAACCGGGAGGACGCCGAGGGCGAGGAGCAGGUGGACGCCCUGCCGGUCCAGCUGUCCGUCACCGCCCAGGUCACACCCACGCCUCUGUGGGCGGUGGUCUGGGGUCCCACACAGCAGCUGGAGGACGAGACCUACCACUUCCUCUCAGGCCACGAAACUGACCCCCUGCAGCAUCACGGGAGCCAGCAGGAGACCGGCACCGCCACGUCCGAGGCCUGGCCACAUCCCGGUGCAAGCGUUCAGCCCCGUGAGGAGACACCGCUGGAGUCCAGGGAGGAGGAGGAGGGAGGGGAGGAUGGAGGGACGGAGGCGGAGGAGACGGAGCCUGGGGAAGUGGACCCUCAGUUCUACGUCACCGUGACCAUCUCUUCGCUGCUCAUGCUGACGGCUGUCGUCAUUAUAGCCAAACUCUGUUAUGAUCGCAGUUGUUCCCAGCUUCCACCCCCGCUCUCUCGUGGCGUGGCGCCCCCCCUCACGCUCGCCCUCCCUCGCUCCCUCGCUUCAGAGGACAGCCGGCAGACGUUGCACAGCACCUCCUCCUCCUUCACCGACAGGGAGAGGUAAUGAGUCGCCUGCACACAGAGAGUGUGUGUUUGUGUCUGUGUGUAGUCUAUGAGUCUGAUGUGUGCAUGUGUGUGCGUCACUGUGCACCUCUGCAUUCAGGUGAACUUCUUUAUGUGUGUGUCUGUGUGAAGCAGCCUUAUUACCCCUUGUGUGUGCACUGUAAGCAUGUACACGGACUAUAAUUGGACAGCAGUGCUAUUCUCUGUGGAGCAUUCAGGCCUGAAGAUGUAUCAGUGUUUUAAACUCUCUCUCCAGAUGAGUCAUCGUGGGCCUGUGUAAGGCGGACAGCCCCCGUCCCCCAAAUGAUGCUUUUAUUCCAGGGUAUUUAAAGUUAUUCUCAAUCAGGACAA
Molecule: messenger RNA, 1004 nt
Organism: Pleuronectes platessa (European plaice)
Lineage: Eukaryota; Metazoa; Chordata; Actinopteri; Pleuronectiformes; Pleuronectidae
Gene: pianp
Product: PILR alpha associated neural protein
Exons: 4
Coding region: 1-654 (217 amino acids)
Biological process (GO): regulation of immune response
Cellular component (GO): membrane
Source: RefSeq, a predicted model, not a curated record